GGCAACAUUUACUCUGUAGGGUGCAGCUGGACAGCAUCAACAAGACUCUCAAAAACUGUCACACGUGUACUCUCGCCUCAGUUUAAGCUGACUGUACCGCUCCGACUGCAUUUUCGAUUAAUUUGUUCCUUGAUUCCUUCACGAUGGAAGGGAGGUGAUUCUCCUCGCCGCCAUUUUUAGGGGAACUGCCUAUUGAAGAGAGAAACUUUGCUAGCUACUGGCUACUGCCUGACGUUAGCAACUAGCUAGCUGGCCAGUAGCUUGCCUGCCUACCAGUUCGUUGUGACAGUUAACGCUUGACAGUAGUUAGCCAGGGCAGCCUGCUUCACGUUGAUAUAAACUAUUCAUGCAGCCGACCAGUAUAUAUGACAAAGAUUCUUGCUAUAAACAAUUUUGCUAGCCUUGAAGUCAGCGUUACCGUCUAUAUUGGGUAGGGCAAUUGUGCGGUUACAUUAGCAUUGCUAAAUUAUUAGCUAGCGAGUUCACACUUUGAUUUCUCUGGACUGCAUUGCCUCGUCUGUGAUUUAGCGUCAGCCACUCAGUCUGCAGUGUCAACCUGUGUGGAUUCAUUUGAACCAGGUGCCCAUGUGCUGGUUCCUUAGGCCCAUCCAUUACUGCAGAUGAAGCUACAGCUGCCUUGGUGUAGCUCAGCACCCAGAUAGUCCCAUCCCCUUUGCGUGGGUGAUAAGGGACUACAUUAACCAGGAUGCCCUCCUCUGUAAGGGCAGGGAGCCUGAAGGAUCCAGAUGUGGCUGAGCUUUUCUUCAAAGAAGACCCAGAGAAGCUGUUCUCUGACCUCCGAGAGAUUGGCCAUGGCAGCUUUGGCGCUGUCUACUUUGCACGGGAUAUACGCACGAAUGAGGUGGUGGCAAUUAAAAAGAUGUCCUACAAUGGCAAACAGUCUAUUGAGAAAUGGCAAGACAUUAUAAAGGAGGUGAAGUUUCUCCAGAGGAUCCGGCACCCCAACAGUAUAGAAUACAAAGGUUGUUACCUCCGAGAGCACACAGCAUGGCUGGUGAUGGAGUACUGUCUUGGGUCAGCCUCCGAUCUGCUAGAAGUUCAUAAAAAACCUUUACAAGAAGUAGAGAUUGCUGCCAUUACACAUGGUGCUCUGCAGGGGCUGGCCUACCUUCACUCCCACAACAUGAUCCACAGGGAUGUAAAGGCAGGUAACAUUCUGCUGACUGAGCCUGGGCUGGUCAAACUGGCAGACUUUGGCUCCGCCUCCAUUGCCUCACCUGCCAACUCCUUUGUGGGAACGCCAUAUUGGAUGGCCCCCGAAGUGAUUCUAGCGAUGGACGAGGGCCAGUAUGAUGGGAAGGUGGAUAUCUGGUCCUUAGGGAUCACCUGUAUAGAAUUAGCGGAACGGAAGCCUCCCUUGUUUAACAUGAAUGCAAUGAGUGCCUUAUACCACAUAGCGCAGAAUGAGAGCCCCACACUGCAAUCCAGUGAAUGGACGGAUUACUUUAGAAACUUUAUCGAUUCUUGCCUUCAGAAAAUCCCCCAGGACAGACCACACUCUGACGACAUGCUGGGUCAUGCGUUUCUGCAGCGUGAACGUCCAGACUCCGUGCUGAUGGAUCUUAUCCAGAGGACCAAGGAUGCAGUGCGAGAACUGGACAACCUGCAGUACCGCAAAAUGAAGAAGAUCCUCCUUCAGGAGGUCCACCACAACGGACCUGCAGCAGAAGCCCAGGAUGGAGACGAGGAGCUGGAGCCGGGCGGAGGUCGGACGGGAACGGUGAACAGUGUCGGCAGCAAUCAGUCCAUUCCCAGCAUGUCCAUCAGCGCCAGCUCCCAGAGCAGCUCUGUCAACAGUCUGAACGAAGCGGCCCAGGACAGCCGCAGCGAGCUGGACCUGAUGGAGGGAGACCACACAGUCAUGUCAAACAGCUCCGUCAUACACCUCAAACCGGAAGAAGAGGAGAGUCUCUCUGGGGAGCAGGCAGCCAGCAGUGAACCCUCUGAGCCCCAGCCAACACCAGCUCUGAACCCGAGGAAGCACUAUCGCAACAGAGAGCACUUUGCCACCAUACGCACAGCGUCACUCGUGACCCGUGAGAUGCAGGAACACGAGCAGGACUCGGAGCUGAGGGAGCAGAUGUCAGGAUACAAACGCAUGAGACGGCAACACCAGAAGCACCUGAUGGGUCUGGAGAACAAGCUGAAAGGAGAGAUGGAUGAGCACAGGCUGAGGCUGGACAAAGAGCUGGAGAGUCAGAGGAACAACUUCACCCAGGAGAUGGAGAAGCUGCUUAAAAAACACCAGGCGGCUCUGGACAAAGACCUGAAGACGUUUACCAACGAUGAGAAGAAGUUCCAGCAGCACAUCCAGGUGCAGCAGAAGAAGGAGCUCAGCAGCUUCCUGGAGUCACAGAAGCGAGAAUAUAAACUACGCAAGGAGCAGCUCAAAGAGGAACUGAGCGAGAACCAGUCGACUCCCAAGAAAGAGAAGCAGGAGUGGCUGUCGAAGCAGAAAGAGAACAUCCAGCACUUCCAGGCGGAGGAGGAGGCCAACCUGCUGAGGAGACAGAGGCAAUAUCUGGAGCUAGAGUGUCGGCGGUUCAAACGCAGGAUCCUCAUCGCCAGACACAAUGUGGAGCAGGAUCUGGCCAGAGAGGAGCUGAACAAACGGCAGACACAGAAGGACCUGGAGCACGCCAUGCUGCUCAGACAUCACGAGUCGAUGCAGGAGCUGGAGUUCAGGCACCUGGGGACGAUUCAGAGGGCGCGGGCAGAUCUGAUCCGAACGCAGCACCAGACAGAGUUAACCAACCAGAUGGAAUACAAUAAGAGGAGGGAGAGGGAGCUGAGGCGCAAGCAUGUCAUGGAAGUCCGACAGCAGCCCAAGAGCCUCAAGUCUAAGGAGCUUCAAAUUAAGAAGCAGUUUCAGGAGACUUGUAAAACCCAGACCAGGCAGUACAAGGCUCUCAGGAACCAUCUGCUGGAGACUACGCCCAAGUCUGAUCACAAGGCGGUGCUCAAGAGGCUGAAGGAGGAGCAGACCAGGAAGCUGGCCAUCCUGGCUGAGCAGUACGACCACUCCAUCAAUGAAAUGCUCUCUACGCAGGCUCUGCGGUUAGACGAGGCUCAAGAGGGGGAGUGUCAGGUUCUGAGGAUGCAGCUGCAGCAGGAGCUGGAGCUUCUCAAUGCGUACCAGAGCAAGAUCAAGAUGCAAACAGACGCGCAGCACGACAAGGAGAGGAGGGAGCUGGAGCAGAGGGUCUCUCUGCGGAGGGCUCUGCUGGAGCAGAAAAUUGAGGAGGAAAUGCUUGCGUUGCAGAACGAGCGUCUGGAGAGAAUCCGCUCACUGCUGGAGCGCCAGGCUCGAGAGAUCGAGGCUUUUGACUCGGAGUCCAUGCGGCUGGGCUUCAGCAACAUGGUGCUCACUAACCUGGCUCCCGAUUCCCAGCCAGGCUGGGGCGGAGGAGGAGGAGGAGGUGGAGGUGGCCAGGGGGCUCAGGGGGGAGGCCACUGGCCCGGAGGAGGUGGAGGAGGAGGAGGAGGAGGCCACCAUAGUCAUCACCACCAGGGGGGCUCCAGCUCACAGCAGCCCUGGGGUCACCCCAUGCUGGCUGGGGGCCCACCACCUUGGAGCCUCCACCACCCCGGAGGAGGGAAUCAGAGGGGGAGCGCGGGGGGCGCAGGAGGGGUGAGGAACAGCCCGCAGGCUAUGAGGAGGACGUCAUCAGGGGGGAGAAAUGAACAGGGCAUGAGCAGGAGCACCAGCAUCACCUCUCAGAUCUCAAACGGAUCCCACCUGUCGUACACCUAGAACACACACACACACACACACACACACACACGACACACACACACGACACACACAAGCAACACGAUAAUUGUCUUGAAGUUAAAUUCUUGAGCUGACGCUACACAGACACACACCACACAUGCUUCACAUACACUUGUUGUUUCCCACAGUUCGUCUGACUCGCACUGCAUUGGGUUCACCUCAGCCCGGUUCCCCUCCCAUCACCACGGCUCUCUUACAUCAGUGUACUUCUAGCAGCAGUCUGUGGAAACCCAAAAGUCUUGAGACUAAUCCAAGAUGGCCGAGGGCCGUACACAGUAUGCCACAGUGCAAUAGUGUCAUUUUUACUGCAGCCUACAGCUGUUUUAUGUGUUGCCAUGUUAGUCUCCGUUGCCAUAGACUCGAAGUAGUAUGUUCAUAUUAUCUACCAUGCAGUUUAUUAUCAGUAUUUUGUUUGCAGUAUGCUGUUUUAUAUACAUCUCAUGCUUUCAUUUGAUGCGGUAGCACAAUAAGUUGCAAUUUUUAGAAUAACAUUCAAAAUGGUCCCAGCUGGAGAGUUCAGCACAGAUAUCUUACUGAUAGAAAGUUUAAUGAGAUUAUUGUUUAUGUGCAGUUACAGACGGAUGGGAAGGCAAGAGGUUAUGUAGGGAUGUGAUGUUCAACUCUAGAAGGAACAUGAAAAGAGAAGGUUGUUGUAAGUGAGUACCGGUGGGUAUCUCUGACUUCAUAGUAGUAGCACCGGGGCGUCCACGGUAUCAUGAAUAGCUAAAAGUAUGCAAUCUUUAAUUCCAAGAAUCUAACCAGUGAAAUCGCAGUGAGCAGUGUUUUACUAUAAUAGUAUUCAGCAGUUAUUGUGUACUGUGAGCAGGGCUGCAAAGAUGCCAAACGUAAGGUCCGAUGUUUCAUUAUAAGUAUCCAUGCUGUUAUGCAUUUAAUGAGAUUGUGUCAGAGAUGUCUGUAGAACUUCAGGUAAUACUAUGCGGCCAAGUUAGAUGCAUGUGUUGCUGGAUUGGAGGAGAGAAGGGAGUCAUUUCUCGUGCACGCUCGGCCUCUUUGGUUCGGUUCUCGGGUUUCCACAGAAAUCUGCCCACUCUUCACUCACGCCUGCCCGGUGGACGACCAGUCUGAGGGAUGCUGUAGCCUUAUGAGUCCACAGUCCUCAUGACGGGGGUGGGUUUUCAGCAGCACCUAACCUCUACUUGAAUAGAAUCAGAACUAGUGUUCACUCCUCACUUGUCUGCAGUUACUUUUCUGGUCUAAUCUGGCACUGUGUUGGUCGAUGAAAGCGAUGCACUACGCUGUACGCAGUUAAAAAAAAAAAAAAAAAAAAUGAACCAUGCCUGUUGGUCUACCUCAAGAACACUCGAGCAGAGCUUCACCGCAGGGUGUCGUGACUUGACAAUGACUUGCACUUUGGCGCAGGCCUUUACUCACGCCAAGUGAUAAUCAGAUUUACACGCACACACACACACACACACACACAUACAUACAUACAAUAGUUAUUUGAUUUUUAUUCCCCAGUUAAACAGUAUGUCCCUUUGCACACUUGGUUGAUGAAUGCAUGUACAGGGAUAACGUUUGUGAGAAUGGAAUUGGGACAUAAAAGUGUUUUUUGUUUUUUUUAAAGAAAGAACUGAAAUUUUGAAAAAUAACGCACUCAGCAGUUGUUAGUUGAGUUCGCUGUAAAUGAGCAACACACUCCGGCAGCAUUUGUGUCGGGGCGACAAUACCGAUCUCAGUUGCCUUAAAAUGUCCCCGUGUGUUUUUAAUAAGAAUAAAUAAAAGAUCAUUAUAAGGGGCUACUGUUGCAGUGAAAGAGGAGCUGCACUAGCCCUCUGCUGGUUGGUGACUGCUGAAUGUCUCGUUUGGUGGAUGGGCGGUGAUGCUGUGAUCUCCGCUGCUAUGCCCCUGCAACUUUCCCCUGUCUGACGUCCCGCUCUGUCUCACCCCUCCCGUUACCCCGACGUCAUGUUCUGACCAUCGACCUCCCUGAUUCCCUCCACCUUCUUUCCUCCCCUCCAGAGCCUGGUGUGGUCUUCACCCCCUCCCGGAUCUAUUUGGGAAUAGCACUUGAAGUGAAAGAAAAGAAGAAUGAAACAAAUAUAAAUAUGUAUUAUUAGAUAAAUCUAUAAGAAAGGAUUAUAGAGAAAUAUAGAGGUGGAUGUCUUAUUGUGAAAUGCAGAGAUUAUGCAUUAUAUGAUUUUCAGAGGUGGAAUGUACAGGAAACUUGUUAAUAUUGUAUAUUUUGAAUUUGAAAAUAUGGAAAUCUAAUCGACAAAUGAAGUAGUUGUGAUGCGGACACAGUGAUGUGGUACCAGCGGUGUUCAAAUGUACGUUCGAGUUCAAAGCCGCUGGGUUUUCACUGUCCGACUUGCAGCCGCGAGUUCUGAAGGUUGUUACAGAUAUUCUGUUGUGAACGAUAACAACACAACUCCAGAAGUCAGAUUGCCUUGAGUACAUGGCAACAUUUUUUGUUUAAUGCUGAAUGAGGAUGAUUUUGCACUUAAUUUGAUAUCUAGUUAGGUGUAGCCUUUGCCUUAGCAACGGCUAUAUUUUACUGACAUGAUAUAGAAGACUCAACCCGUCUAUUUAGGUUUUUCAUGGUUUUUUAGAAGACUCGAGCCUAAAGUAAAGGUUAUAAUAACAUAGAAAAAUAAAUAAUUGUCUUUCAAAGAUCUAUAAAUAUGCAUAAACAAUAUUUAGUGUGCUUCACAACCCACAUUCUUGCACAAGAUGGUGAACAAAUAUCUGUUUUGAUAUCUACAAAGGGGUUACUCUUAGGUGUUGUGGGUUCCACGGAUAUCAUUUGGACUUGAUUUCUGAAACAUUCUCCCCCUCAUGUUGUGGUUACACACAAAGCAUUUUCACACUACACUUCAGUGUGACUCUUGUUUUUAAUCUUACCCCCCGCCCCCCCCCCCCCCCCCGCACUCCGAAUUUAUAAUCCUUUUUUGUUUUUCUUGGCUCAGUUCUGAAAACAGAAUGUGGUUGUGCCACUUUCCUCUUCAGCCAGUAUGCCAUUUGUACCCAACAUCUAUUAUCGACCCCCUUUUUCCCAGUUCUGUAUUGUUUUAUUUCCCUUUUAAGCCAGAAAGGGUGAUUUUGUUUUCCAGAUGUCUGCAGAGGGCCAAAACGAGUGGCAGAUUUUAAAACCUCUUAUGUUUACGAGAACUCCCAGGUGUUUUGCAAGGCAGCCGGGGCAGAGUCUAGCUUUAGACCUUGGUCACUCUGAACUGGAUCAGUUGCACUGAUUGCACAAGUGAUUGACCAGAUUAAAGAGUCUACUGUGAUGCCCUCAGUGUUGCUGAGGGACGGCUGCCAUUGGCUGGAAGUAGGCGGGAGGCAGGGUUACGUCUCUGUACAGUUUAUCAGUAUUCCCUUUUUAUCUCCUGUCAUUUGGUGGAUCUUGCUGUUUUAUUCUCCGUAGUCCAGAGACCUGUAUUAAAUUGUAUAGAUUGUGCAAAAAGCUGAAUGUCGCAUAGCAGAAGAGAAAAGCUAUUCCUUACAGAUGAAAAAAGUGAUUUAAAAUGUAUAAAAGAAAUUGAGAAACAAAGUUUAGGGGAUAAAUGUAAUAUUUGUUUGUAAUUACUAUUUUUUGUUGGAAGAGGGCUACUGGAUAAAGAAUCAUCUGUAAUAAAGUAAUUUUAAUAUUU
Molecule: messenger RNA, 7407 nt
Organism: Cottoperca gobio
Lineage: Eukaryota; Metazoa; Chordata; Actinopteri; Perciformes; Bovichtidae
Gene: taok1b
Product: TAO kinase 1b
Exons: 21
Coding region: 707-3775 (1022 amino acids)
Biological process (GO): protein phosphorylation; regulation of cytoskeleton organization
Cellular component (GO): cytoplasm
Molecular function (GO): protein serine/threonine kinase activity; ATP binding
Source: RefSeq, a predicted model, not a curated record